Molecule: messenger RNA, 1264 nt
Organism: Helianthus annuus (common sunflower)
Lineage: Eukaryota; Viridiplantae; Streptophyta; Magnoliopsida; Asterales; Asteraceae
Product: dirigent protein 18
Exons: 1
Coding region: 374-1132 (252 amino acids)
Source: RefSeq, a predicted model, not a curated record
UGUUCAUAUAAGAAUGAUCUUAUAGCUAGGAGGUUUCGAUCAAAUAAGUUGAAUUAUAUUAUUUUUAUUACUUACCUGAAUAAAAUCAAAAUCUUUUAUAUAUGUCUGGUUGGUUACAAAUGAUUAAACCUUUAUCUAUACAUGUAUAUAAAUAUAUCUAUGGUUUUGUUAGAACCACUACAAUAUAAUGAAAUAAUGGUUUAGAUGAAUUUGCAAAUUAAUUAAUUAACAUAAGUCAAAGAUUACUACUUAAUUAAAAUAUUAAACCAACUCCAUCUUAUUAGUUUGUAUUUAAGCACCACAAUUCUUACAUUCAUAAUCAUCCAUAACAACAAGCAUCAAAUCUUUAACCAACUUUCAUACAUUUUCCAAAAUGUCAAACCAAUCUUUCCUUUCGAUCGUCGCGAUCCUCGUCAUCGUCCUGCAAACCGCCAUCUUGAAAACAACGGCAGUCGACCCACAACCAUCAGCAGGCGAACCUCAUGUUUUCGAGCUUUACAUGCACGACAUUCUAGGCGGCAGCAACCCAACAGCCAGACCAGUAACAGGUCUACUAGGAAACAUAUACAGCGGACAAGUCCCCUUCGCUAGACGCAUAGGUUUCCGCGCACCACAAGGUGGGGUCGCCAUCCCAAACGCCAACGGCCAAAUCCCAACCGUCAACGCCAAUGGUAUCCCACUAGGAACCGGCUUAGUUGGCACCCAGUUCGCAGGAAACAUAAACCAAAACAAUGCACAAAACCAGAUAGCAGCCAGUUUGGGACCAGAUGGGCUUGGACUAGGAUUUGGGACCAUAACUGUCAUUGACGACGUGUUAACCAUCGACCCAAAGUCCGGUUCGCAGAUGCUAGGAAGAGCACAGGGAGUUUAUGUUGCUAGUUCGGCUGAUGGGAGUAGACAGAUGAUGACAUUUACAGCCAUGAUGGAAGGUGGUGAGUAUGGAGAUAGUAUAAACUUCUUUGGAGUGUACCAUAUUGGAAGUGCAAUGUCGCGGUUGUCGAUCACGGGUGGGACUGGGAAGUUUUUGCAUGCUUGUGGGUUCGCUGAGGUGCGGUCAUUGAUACCAGCUGGUCAGAUUGUUGCUGAUGGUGUGGAGUCUUUGCUCAGGUUGACUGUUCAUCUUUCUUAUUGAGAGUUUGAUGUAGCAUAUAUAAUUCAUGUGUGUGGUUUUGUGAACAAAAUGUAUUAAUCUUUGUUUGUGUUCUCCAUUUGUAUAUCAUUGUUUCCAUGAUUGAAGAAAUAGAACUUGGUUUAUUGGUAACAA